Molecule: messenger RNA, 1887 nt
Organism: Carica papaya (papaya)
Lineage: Eukaryota; Viridiplantae; Streptophyta; Magnoliopsida; Brassicales; Caricaceae
Product: endoglucanase 25-like
Biological process (GO): carbohydrate metabolic process
Molecular function (GO): hydrolase activity, hydrolyzing O-glycosyl compounds
Source: RefSeq, a predicted model, not a curated record
AUGGCAGAGUCAAGUUCAGCAGCUGGGCGGUUCUAUCAUACAAUCUCUGAAGCAGGCAGAGUUCUUCCAUCAGCGAGCCGCUGGAACUCCGUCGAGAUUGACUUUCGCCUUGUUCCGCAGUUAUCCAACGGCUAUGAUUCAAUCCCUUCUCCCUACUCUAAAUCCUACGACUAUGAACUCGUCAUUACAGACAAAAAAUACUUGAAACGCUUUCUUUAUAUAUCUCUCUCCACUGCCUUCCUCAUUCUUGCACUUAUCCUACUUCUCCACUUUGUCCCUCACAAAAACUCCCACCAUAACUCCUCCAACAAUCUCACUCUUGCAGUCAACCAUGCCUUGACAUUUUUCGAUGUUCAGAAGUCUGGGAAUUAUCCCAGUAACAGCCCGGUUAAAUUUCGUGGAAGCUCAGGAUUGCAGGAUGGGAAAUGGAAGAAUUUACAUGCUGAUCUUGUGGGUGGCUUUUAUGAUUCCGGCAACAAUAUAAAGUUUACUUUCCCCACGGCUUAUACCAUUACCCUCUUGAGUUGGUCUGUGAUAGAGUAUCAUAAAAAAUAUGAAGAGCUUGGCGAGGUGGAGCAUGUGAAGGACAUAAUCAGAUGGGGAAGUCAGUAUCUGCUUAAGGUCUUCGUUUAUCGAAACGCAACUGGAUCUUCCCCCAUUCUGUAUUCACAGGUUGGAUCAAGUAAUGAUACUAUGAAUGAGAACGAUAUAAGCUGCUGGCAGAGGCCAGAGGACAUGAAGUAUAAUCGGGGAGUUUCGGUUUGUGAUGUGACGGCUUCUGAUUUAGCAGGAGAAAUCAUUGCUUCACUUGCAGCAGCAUCAUUAGUAUUCAAACAAGAGAAUGAGUACUCAGCUUCAUUAGUUAAAGCAGCAGAGAAGUUAUAUGAGGUUGCUACUAAUGAAACCCAUAGUGACAAGCAAGUGGUUUACACCUCAGUUGAUAGAUGUGGGAUGGAGGCAAGACAGUUCUAUAACUCCACUGGUUUCAAAGAUGAAUUGGUUUGGGCAGGAAUUUGGUUAUUCCUCGCAACUGGAAACACUUCUUAUCUCGAAUAUGCCACCGGGAAUUUCAAUGCAGCUGCAGAUGAUCAAGCAAUUUCAGAUAAAGGGAUCUUCUAUUGGAACAACAAGUUUCCUGCCAUAGUGCUCCUGUUAACAAGAAUAAGAUUUUUCCACGACCCUGGAUUUCCCUAUGAACAUGCUUUGGGAUCUUCAUCCAAUGUGAUUGAGCAGCUCAUGUGUUUUUAUCUUUCUCAUGAAACUCUUAACAGAACACAAGGUGGGUUGAUUUUCUUAAAGCCGGAUGACUAUGGCGGGGCUCUGCAGUUUGCAGCAACGGCAUCGUUUCUAAGUAAAUUAUACAGUGACUACCUCAGUCUUUUGCAAAGAUCCGGGGGGAGUUGUGGUAAUGGUGGCUUUUCUCGUGCCAUGUUACGUAGAUUUGCCAUGUCUCAGAUAAAUUACAUACUGGGGGAGAACCCGAAGAAGAUGAGCUAUGUGGUUGGGUUUGGAGACAAGUAUCCGACACACGUUCAUCACAGGAGUGCAUCGAUCCCCUGGGAUGGUCGCCUGUACUCAUGUUCCGAGGGACACAAAUGGCUAUCCUCUAAGGAUCCAAAUCCAAAUACCCUUUUGGGAGCCAUGGUAACAGGACCAGACCAAUUUGAAAAUUUCAUUGAUGAGAGGGACAAACCAUGGUUCACUCAGCCAAGCAUAGCCAGCAAUGCAGGCUUAGUUGCAGCACUCAUUGCACUUCAUGAAUCGUCGUCUCACCAUUCUUCUGGUUUCAAUUUAGGGAUAGACCAAACGGGUAUCUUUGAAAAGGUUCAUGUACUUCCUUCAACUGUUCCCUGAAAUAACUGUAGUCUAUUGCUAAUUGUCAUGAAC